AUGGCAGAUAGGAUCUCCUUUGAUGAUGCAGUGGAAGAACGUGUGAUUAAUGAAGAGUAUAAAAUAUGGAAAAAGAAUACCCCCUUCUUAUAUGAUCUUGUCAUGACCCAUGCUCUGGAAUGGCCCAGCUUGACUGCUCAGUGGCUUCCUGAUGUGACAAGACCUGAAGGCAAAGAUUUCAGCAUCCACAGGUUGGUGCUGGGGACCCACACCUCAGAUGAGCAGAACCACCUGGUGAUUGCCAGUGUGCAGCUUCCCAACGAUGAUGCUCAGUUUGAUGCUUCACACUAUGACAGUGAGAAGGGAGAGUUUGGAGGCUUUGGAUCAGUCAGUGGAAAAAUUGAAAUUGAAAUCAAGAUAAACCACGAGGGAGAAGUGAACAGAGCCCGUUACAUGCCCCAGAACCCGUGUAUCAUUGCUACCAAGACCCCAUCCAGUGAUGUCCUUGUCUUUGAUUACACCAAACAUCCUUCUAAACCAGACCCUUCUGGAGAGUGUAACCCUGACCUGCGUCUUCGUGGGCACCAGAAGGAAGGUUAUGGGCUGUCGUGGAACCCAAACCUGAGUGGGCAUCUGCUUAGUGCUUCUGAUGAUCAUACCAUUUGCCUGUGGGAUAUUAGUGCUGUUCCAAAAGAAGGCAAAGUGGUGGAUGCAAAGACCAUCUUCACAGGACAUACAGCAGUGGUGGAGGAUGUAUCCUGGCACCUGCUCCAUGAAUCUCUCUUUGGCUCUGUUGCUGAUGAUCAGAAGCUCAUGAUCUGGGAUACUCGGUCAAACAACACCUCCAAACCCAGUCAUUCUGUGGAUGCUCACACAGCUGAAGUCAACUGCCUCUCUUUCAACCCCUACAGUGAGUUCAUCCUGGCCACAGGAUCAGCUGAUAAGACUGUAGCUCUGUGGGACUUGAGGAACCUGAAACUGAAGUUGCACUCUUUUGAAUCACACAAAGAUGAAAUAUUUCAGGUCCAGUGGUCACCCCAUAAUGAGACUAUUUUGGCCUCCAGUGGCACCGACCGCAGGCUAAACGUGUGGGACUUGAGUAAAAUUGGGGAAGAGCAAUCCCCUGAAGAUGCUGAGGAUGGUCCCCCCGAGCUCUUGUUCAUCCAUGGUGGUCAUACUGCAAAGAUAUCUGAUUUCUCCUGGAAUCCCAACGAGCCCUGGGUAAUUUGUUCUGUAUCAGAAGACAAUAUCAUGCAAGUCUGGCAGAUGGCAGAGAACAUCUACAAUGAUGAAGACCCUGAAGGAAGUGUGGAUCCAGAAGGUCAAGGAUCCUAGAUGACAACCUUUUCCUGUUUUUAGUCUUUUUUCCUUCUCUUCCCUCUCAACCCUGAUAUUGACUUAACACUGGUUUUGAGACACACGUAGACUUUGUGUUCAGCCAUCCUUCUGUAGAUACCACCACCAGGCUUCUUAACCCAGCCCAGUAAUCCCUAAGGAAAGGGCU
Chaetura pelagica (chimney swift) is the source of this 1444-nucleotide messenger RNA. RefSeq names its product retinoblastoma binding protein 4 (gene RBBP4). Lineage: Eukaryota; Metazoa; Chordata; Aves; Apodiformes; Apodidae. The coding region runs from base 1 to 1275 and encodes 424 amino acids. The record is from RefSeq and is a predicted model, not a curated record. Gene Ontology annotation, molecular function: histone binding. The transcript has 12 exons. Gene Ontology annotation, cellular component: nucleus; ESC/E(Z) complex; NuRD complex. Gene Ontology annotation, biological process: regulation of gene expression.